AUGUCAGUGACAUCGGCGGCAACAAGGACUGCAACCAGAACUAUCACAAGCGGCACAACGACGGCAACGGCCACUGCCAUGGCGACAGGCUCGGGCUCGAUGGGCAUGAGCAUGAGCAAUGUGGUGGGCAGUGCUGGCGAAGUCUGCGAGAUACACAUGCUCCAGUUCUCGCAAUCGAACGACCAACUGACAUUCCGACUCCCCUCUUUACAGAUGCUCUGGAACUGGCACACGAUCGGCGCGUGCUUCAUCACACCACAAUGGCAGAUCGGCUCCCAAGGGGCGAUGGUCGGCACCUGCUUCGGCGUGGUCUUCCUAGUCAUGGCGCUCGAGGCUCUCCGGCGCAGCACGAAGCAAUUCGACCGGUAUCUUAUCCGGAAACACAGGGAGACGGCCGACGCCCGCUACCACCAGGUGUCGCCAGUAGCCCCGGUGGACGCGAAUCACCGAACGCUGCCAGCCCCUGUCACGGCGCCGGCGGAGUGCUGCACCGGGUCUAGGAAGUCCAGCACAACAGCCGUGGCGCCAGACUGGACUGGUAGCGGUGACGCUGCCGCCAGCACGAGGGAGAAGCCGGGCUUGGCUGCGCAGUCUGCCCGGGGCGGUGCCGCCACUGGGGGUAUGACUGUGGUCACAAGUGGGGAGCAUGCCUGCUCUGCCCCAUACCGCCCUAAUCUGUGGCAGCAGAUGAUCAGGGCGCUGUUGCAUGCGGCACAGUUCACUGUCGCGUACAUCAUCAUGAUGCUGGCGAUGAACUACAAUGGAUACAUACUAAUCUCGAUCAUUAUUGGUGCAUACUUUGGCGCUUUCUUGUUCUCGUGGGAGACGCUGUGGGAGGGCCCGAGGUCGAACACGAGCGCGGCGGAGGAGCCGACCGUGUGCUGCUCAUGA
This is a messenger RNA of Diaporthe amygdali, 891 nucleotides long. RefSeq names its product ctr copper transporter. The record is from RefSeq and is a predicted model, not a curated record. The coding region runs from base 1 to 891 and encodes 296 amino acids. Gene Ontology annotation, cellular component: membrane. The transcript has 3 exons. Gene Ontology annotation, molecular function: copper ion transmembrane transporter activity. NCBI's taxonomy places the organism in Eukaryota, Fungi, Ascomycota, Sordariomycetes, Diaporthales, Diaporthaceae. Gene Ontology annotation, biological process: copper ion transmembrane transport.